This is a messenger RNA of Acaulospora morrowiae, 410 nucleotides long. The record is from the annotation of a GenBank genome assembly. NCBI's taxonomy places the organism in Eukaryota, Fungi, Glomeromycota, Glomeromycetes, Diversisporales, Acaulosporaceae.
AUGUCGCAAAAAUUCGAACGAACAAGACGAACACCUGCACAGUUAACAGCGAUAAUCGCAAGUUCUAAAUCUCAGAGAGAACUAAACAAGAUCGCUUUUAAAGAGCAAGAAAGAAUUAUUGAACUUCAAAAGGAGACUCGGGAAGUUCAAUGUAUAGUCAAAGGCCUGUUGGGGCAUAAUGAAUUCGGUGAUGUUAAGACUACGUUGACUCUUCGUGAAUUUUUAAAGCUUCCAGUGGUUAUGAAGAGUGGACACGUUAAGAGGCCUCCAAAUAGUUAUAUUCUUCAUCGAAGGGAUGUUGCUAGUGAAUUUCGUAAUGUGAAAGUUAAAUUAUCUGUUCAUGAAAUUACUUCAAUUGUAAAGGAAAGAAGGAAGAAUCUCGAUGAAGUUGAAAGUAAAUUUUGGGAAAA